GAGACGAGAGAGCGAGAGAGACAGUGAAACUGCGAGGGGGGAGAGGGAGAGAGAGAGAGAGGAACCUGUACUGUGCUACAACACAAGGAGAGAGGAAUUCGCCAGAGAUAAUAAUAAUUUUACGCGAUUUUGGGAAAGUUGAGCCGCGGGUCGCUGUUGUCAGCCGCAGCGCCGGACGGUGGAGUGGAGCCUAUCUGCUCUUUAUCUCUGCUGGAUCUGGACUCUUUUAUAUUUGCUUUUGGAGCUGCUGCACCGGUCCUUUUUGUGUGUGAGAGUGUUAGAGCUGAGCGGUGUUUUAACUGGUGGAUGAUAAUACAUGAAGGCCGUGUUAUAAGAACUCACUGUUAUAUGGCCUGAAAGCUGCUGAUACACAUAAAAACACAGGAUGAAGAAGAGAAGCCAGUGAAAUGAAGAACAGGAGUUUGGUGGAUUAGCUACGCUUACACCCAGACAGAACUCCCCCGCUACUGACAUAAUGAUGACCUGAAAUUGAGGGAGAACUUCAACUUUAUUCUGAGAAAGACAUUUCAGUUUUACAUUAUAAGCUAGGCCUUCAUUAGCCUAAAGAGUACAUUUUGCUACAUGCAUCUAAGCAAAUGUUAACGCUGGUGCCAGUUGCAUACAGAGUUUCAGUCGUCGACUCACUGACAGUGCUAGAUGAAGAUGGAUAGAUGGUGUGGUGCCCAGUAACUAGAGAGUGCUAAAUGAGCUGCUGUGUUAGCAGCUGGAUUUCUGGAUGACUGAAGGCAGAUAGCAUUUUUACUGACCAACAAGGCACAACUAGACACCUCUAGAUGUGCAACUGCAGAUAGCAGUAGUUUCAAGUUUUUUUGAGCUUGUGAAAGGCCAGAUUGACAGGGUAGUUAGUUUGUACCAUGAAUCCUAGAGACAGUGUGGAGGUGAUGGAGACCCAGGCGGCAGGUCAGAAGGAGAAGCUGGUUGGAGACAAGGCCAACCCUGGAAAUGAGAUUGAGGGUGAGGAUGACAAAAUCCCUGGGACUUUUGACUGCAAUGUCUGUGGACGCAGCUUCCCAUUCCUCAGCUCUUUGUCGCAGCAUAUGAGACGCCACACAGGUGCACGCCCUUACAAAUGCCCCUACUGUGACCACAGGGCCUCUCAGAAAGGCAACCUCAAAGUUCACAUCCGCAGCCAUAAAUUGGGCACGCUCUCGAGCCAUCACUCCAACGAGGAUGACGAAGGUGUCGCAGAGGAGGAGGAGAUGAGUGUUUCAGAGGGUCUUGAUGGAGGUACGAGUCCAACUAAGAGCAGCUCUGCCUGUAACCGGAUGAUCAACGGGGAUAGUGGUGAGGAGAGUCGGAGGAAAGUGCCUGCAAGGAGCAUGAAAAGAGAGAAGUCUAUUAACGACCAGCGACCUUACUGUUGUCGUCUUUGCGGGUACGAGGCCCAGCGAGAAGACCAGCUCCUCAGCCACAUUGAAAAGGUCCACAUCACAGCGGACACAGAAGAGGAGACGGCUGUUAAGGAAGAGGCGGUGACCGAACCUGAUGUCGUCCAACCCCAGAAUGAUGGGACCUUCCCCUGUGAGACCUGUGGUCAGGUUUUCACCCAAGCCUGGUUUCUUAAGUCACACAUGAAGAAACAUGCAGGGAUCCUGGACCACUGCUGUCGCAUUUGUGGACGACGGUUCCGCGAAGCUUGGUUUCUCAAAUCUCACAUGAAAACACACAACACCAAAUCUAGAUCACGGUCAAAAGCAGACUUAGCUGAGCAUCCAGCCACCAUCAACGAUGUAGCACAGGAUCCUGAUAUCGUUACUGGCUCUGUAACAUCUAUCUAUCAAAUGUGCUGUAAAUGUGGGAACCUGUUUCACAACAAAGAGAGUCUGAGAGCCCAUGACAAGGUCCAUAGUCUCAGCUAUGGAAAAAAAUCCCAGAGCCAAUGCAGACCCAGUGAUGAUGAGGACUCACCAGCUGCUAAGAGACGUUUUCUUGACUGCUUAAACCUCAAGCCUGUUGAGGAAAAGACCCUGGAUGAGCAAGAGAAGAUUCUGGGUCAAAGAAUCCCAGAACUAGAUCCAGUUUGCAGCUACCAGGCCUGGCAAUUAGCCACUAAAGGAAGAGUUGUGGAGCCAGUGGAGCCUAGUUACAAGGCCUCCUAUGGGGGAGGAAGUAUGGGGGAGGAGGCCCUCGCUGGAGCUGCUGUGGUUUUUGAGAAGGAAAGCAGUCGUUAUGUCCUGCAAGGUCAGGAGAAACGCAGCUCAGGCAGACGUAGCAGCUCUGGGUUGGGAAGCCAUGCCUCUUCUGGAGACCGGACACCAGAGAGCCUCAGCGACUCAGAGUACCGGCCUUCAUCUCGCCAAGACCGACGACGACCAUCCCAAUCGCAGGCUUCGUCCAAGUCCAACGAGUGCUUUGAGUGUGGGAAGGUAUUUCGCAGUCGUCAUCAGAUGAUCGUCCACCAGCGGGUCCACAGGAAGGAUGGAGGCAGGGCAUCUAUGGGACACAAGGAAAGAACUGCAAGGGAUGACCGAUGGGGCUCCACCAGUGAUCCAGAGUCAGGCUCCCCCAGCCGGCCAUGCACCCCGGGGUAUGGAGACUCUCCACCAGCCUCCACCCUUGGAGAUCAGGCCUCAGAGAUGGAUACCGCAAAUUCUGGAGAGCUUUCAGAUGAGAAGCCUUACAUCUGCAGCCUGUGUGACUUUGUUGCCACAGACUCGCAGGCUUAUCUGACUCAUGUUCGUGUCCAACACCCGCCUGCCCCCGAAGAUCGACCCAGCCCCAUUCCAAGCCCCGGCUCCAGCUCGGAGAGAGGCACCCCUAGUGGUUAUCCCAAGCUGAAGAAAGCUCUUCUGCAGGGGCUGAACAACUCAGCAUCACCUUCGGCCUACCUUUCAGCUCGAUCAUCCCCACUCGAUCCCAACAUGACCCCUGUGGACCUGUGUGUGAGGGCUGAAGGCAUCAGGGGGAUAGGCUCCUUAACCUUGGACAGGAAGAGCCUCCCUAGUCACAAGUGCUCCUUUUGCUCUCACUCCACCCGCUACCCUGAGGUGCUCUGGAUGCACCAGACUGUGGCUCACCGCAUCAAUAGCAGUAGCUCCAAUCUGGCUCCUAAAUGGGCCUUUAAAAACAACUCAAAGGGCUCUAGGGACAGCUUGUUAUCCUCCAGGAGACGUACCGGUCCCCCACCAGUCCUGGAGGGAAAGGAGUGUCCGCCACUGCCUCCACUGAUGCGCACCCAACGUACCCAGCCCCCAACUUACUCCAGCGAGGUUCUAAAGAAGAGCAAGCCACCCAGUCACGCAGCCACACCAUCAUCAUCCUCUACACCCUCCUCCUCCUCGUUCUCCAGGGGUUCCUCAUCUUCCUCAGGCUCCCAAGCUGGGAGAGUCCCCGCACGGCCGGGCAGCAGCGCCAGCAGCAGUGUCAGACACAAGGAGGACCAGAGUCAUCAGUCUCGCUUCAGACCCAAAGUGGAUAUUUACCCUCGGGGAAGCUCGCUGUCAUCCUCAAGCCCGUUAGAGAAAAGCACUGGCGCCCUCCCACGUUCCUCAGCCCCGAGCCCCAGCUCUGCUACAGCUUCCAGGAUGGCAGACCGCUACUUGAUGCCUCAGGAGGGCCUCGGCUUCAUGCUAUCCAGCAAACAUGGCCUAGCAGAGUACAGCCGCGCUAGGGGCUCCCCUCAUCAACUGCUUCCCAACUCCCACAGCCAGGGCCGGGCUAAUGCAACCAGGCCCAGCACCAUCACCCAUAGCUCCACAGCAGGACACAACUAUGGAGCCUCCCAGGCACAUGGAGGCACUCCGCACACAUCCUCCUCCUCCUCCUCUUCUUCUUCUUUGCCUUCAGAGGCUCGUGGAGAUGUAAAGCAGGAGCCAAUCGCAGAGACGCCGGAGAUGCCAAGUGACAUUCUCAGCUUCCUCAAAAACUACAGCCCCCAUGAGCUGGCUGCCCUCUACCACCGAUGGGGUGUAGCCAAUACUCUGCUGGAUCCCACUGGGAUGCUGAGGUCCCUCAUGCGACAGGGGCAGUAUUUCUGUCACGAGUGUGGGAAGAGUUUCAGUCAGCCCAGCCACCUGCGCACUCAUAUGAGAUCCCAUACAGGGGAGAGGCCAUUCUGCUGCCAGCUCUGCCCAUACCGAGCCUCUCAGAAAGGGAACCUAAAGACGCACGUCCAGAGUGUCCACCAUAUGCCUUUUGACAACAGCCAGUAUCCAGACACAAGGAGCUUGUCACUGAGCCAGGAGGAGCGAGGAGCGCUGGCUGCCAAACAACCACCAACACCACAACAACAAUAACAGUCAACCCUCUGAUAGACCAGGAUCUGGACUCGGGACCAGGCUAGUCAGGGAAUCACACAACCGGACAACACCAUCAGCAUCACCAUAAAAAUCACAGGACUGGAAGUUGGACCCAAGACUCACGACUGACUUUUUGAGCCUUUCCUCUCCAUCCAUCAUCCUUUAAUGACCUUAGAAGAAUUUUCUACAAUGAAGGUUCUUGUAGUUUUUGGAAGCUUUUUUUUUAAUUAUUAUUAUUAUUGUAAAGAAGCUAGUUAAAGCUGUGCUAGGCAAUUGUAAAAUCACAGAAUAGAGCCACAGAAGAAGAGUGUCUUGUCUCCUAAUGGAAAGAAUUGUGCAGUUUGAAGUUCAGGUGUCAGGUGUGCACACAGGCGGAAACUUUACUCCACACAGAAGAAAUGAAGAGUGAAAGUGUGAGCAGGAAAGCAGCUUCUUCUGUUUUUUUUUUUGUUUUUUUUAAGUGUGAAGUUUGGCAAAAAUGAGGAAGCUGUGUGUAGUUUACAUCACCUUAUUGAUAUUUGAAUAUAGUGGCCCUCAGAAUUGAUAGAGUUACCUCUUGCUGCCAUUUUGGAGGUACCAGUGCGUAAAGUUGCUUGAUGCAGCUUUACAACAAGGAAAAACUUAACUUGAAUACAAUUGCGUUUUAAUCGCGGACUGUGGCGCUGCAUGGCUGCUGUGGUUGGCCCCCUCUCCCAUUACUUUUUUAGCUUUAUUGUAUGGAUUUGUGCAUUCCUCAGGACACCAUUCAUCUAAGAGAUGGCAUGAGAGAGGAGACGAUGCACUGCCCUUCAUCAGCAGUCAACUGACACGUUGCAAGUUCGUCUCCUCUGGGCUCUAAGUCGUGAAGAUGAAGACUUUGCAUCUGCGUGUGUGAGUGUGUCUGCGUGCACAAGUGUGUUAAACUCACUUCCCUCCACUCCAGAGUGCAGUGACCACUCUGAGGCUGUGCAGCUGAUGAUUAGAAGGAGAGAGAGAGAGUAGUGGAGAGAGGUAGGAUUAAAGAGAGAGCGAGAGAGAGAAAGAGAGAGAAUGCUAAUGGGGGUUUCUGCUUUAGUGCUCAUUAAAAAGAGUGUGCGUUUUUAAUAGCCAAUAUAAAUGAGCGUACCAUUUUUAUGGUCAUUCAAUUAUUGUCCAUUUAAGAGGAAGGGAGGGAAGUGGAGGCAGUUUUCCUCCAUAACUCCAUCAUAUUAGGGAGUGUUUCCCACACCGACACUUCUGACUUUGAAUUAGACUCCAAGCAGUGGGAGUGGCAGGAAGACGUUAGUGGAUUGCACAGACUUAACUCCAACUUAUGUACAUGCAAAGGAGAAUGUGGUACUGCUAGUGUUAGCUAAAAAGAUGCAGCUUAAUAUUUCUCAUUGCUAAAAGGCAACUCUGACUUUUUGGCCUGUCGACCGCCUUAAAAUAUAUGUGAUUAAAUCUUUGCUACCAAAAUCUUUAUGGUAGAGAGCCUGUCAUCAGCACACGAUACCUUAACACAACGCUUCCCAACUUAAGGGUCUGGACCCAUAACAGGGUCGCAAUGUAAUCCGAGGGGGUCAAGACAAGAUAGGAGAAAAAUCAAAAAUGUAAAUUCUACACAAAAUUAGUUUUUUUUUCUGAAUUUUCUAUUCCCCUUUUUUGUAAAAUAGUAGAAAUCAUCUAAAAAAAUAAGCAAUCUGAGAAGGGGAAAAUCUGAGCCAGGCUCGCCGUUUCUCCGUUUCCAAGUUUUGUGUUAAGCUAAGGUAAUUGGCUGCUAGCUGUAGCCUCAUAUUUAGCGGACAGCCGUGAGAGUGGUAUUGUUCUUUUCAUCUAACUUUUGCGAAGAAAGGAAAUAUUUCCAAAAAUGUCCAACUAUUGCUUUAAAAUUGUCAGGUUUGCUCAACAAAUUAACAAGGAGUAUAAUCCAACAUGUAUGCUGUGUAUUAGCAGGCACAGAACAAACAACCAGAGAUUCAGAACUGUUUUUGUCACCAAAUGUUUUUUGCAGACUAAUGAGCCAAACUACCAUGGCAUGAGUCAAAUUUGUUGAAUUGUGUCGUGAAGAUUUUACAUUGUAGAAGGACAGAGUGAGGAGGCCAGAGAGAGAGAAGGGGAGAGAGAGAGAGAAGCCAGAGGUCGGGGGUCAGGCUUCCAGAGAGUUCAGGGAUGAAUACACAAGGUGCAAAACGCUUUGAAGCCUAUUGGAACUGUAGAGCCGUCACAGCCUUAACCCAGGUGUGAGUGAGAGUGUACAUUAAUGCAUGUGUAUGUGCAUUCUUUUCAAACCUCUCCAUACUGUAUAAGAGGUUCACUAACUUCUGUGUACUCCAGCCUCCCUCUAGAUGCUUUGUAUACUAGCCUACCUGCUCUGUGAUGAAAGCCUGUCUUAAGUUUGUUGGCUGGUAUAAAGGUAUCAACUGUUCUUUGCAAGGAUGAACAGUUUUUGGGGUUAAUUUUUUUUCCUCUGGUGCCCUGUGCUUAGUUUUCUCCCCUCAGCGGUCUCCAAGAUUGAAUAAGCCAUGCCUUGACACGCUGGGGAAAAGAAAAAGAUAAGAAAGUAGCUCCAACUUAAAGAGCAGGAGUCACACUGUUGACUUUUUGAUCGCAAAUAAUCUAAAUUCACACCAGUUAAAGAUCACGGAGCAGACAGAGUACUGUACUUCCCAUCUAUUUUGAGACCUCAGUAGUUUUUACAUGAUGAUGAAAUGGUUGUGAGACCGGUAGGUUGUUAAGAAAAAUGCAUACAAUAUCGUGUGCUUGAAUAUGCCUAAUAAUACACACACGUGUAUGUUGAAGGCGUGGGUAGUGAAAAUACUUGAAACGGAUACUCUAGCCUUCGAGGUAGUGUAGUACUAAUACCAAUGUACAGAAUUCCCUUUAAGAUUAACUCCUCAGUUAUGAAUUUGUACUCCGAAGUGUGACUUAGAAAAACUACGAAGCAGGAGUGAGUGUAUGUAAUAUAAACUGUAUAUCUGUAAUCCACUUUUACCAAACCCUUUAUAUACAGCAGUAGAAACCAAAUGGCAUUACUAGUGCACUUAGACUAGGUUACUGCUUUAACUGUUCUCAUUUUGUCCAAUUCUAGUUAAGGUUUCUUUGAGAAUGUCUCUUUAAUGGUGCCGGCUAACACACUUCAAUGUCAUUUCUGUUUUAGAGGCUUUUUUUUUUUUUUUUUUUUUUCUUAGGGUGAGUCCGUAGAUUUUAAUGACAUGAUUUGUUCUGUGACGGCUGUGUGGCACAGCUUUUUAGCUAUGUUUCCUCAUGGACAGUUUGAUAAUACUAGGUGCAGCAGUGCUUAUUUUUUCAUAAAGAUGUAAGAGUGUGUUUUUAGUCUCUCUUUGCUAAACUGUAGGAUUUGUUCAGUAGCUAGUCAUGGCUGCCCUCCCAGAGGGGCUGGCAGGUGUUGUUCUUUCUCUUUGGUUGGGUUUUUAUCAUGCCUCUUAAGUUGUAUUAUUUGUUGUCCGUAUUGCUUUUUUUAUUUGUUAUGAACUUCAUGAUUAAUUUACCUUAGAAGACAUUAUUAUUCCAAAUGUAUUUGGUUGAUAUCUGUAUUUAUUAUCACUUCAAAAAGGAUGAGAGGACAGAGGCAGACAGGAGCAUUUGUUUUAAUUUGAUUUUUCUGGGUUGUUUUUGUUUUAUACCAUGUCGUUUUCAAGCCAGCAAGCCGAUGUGAAAGCUCUACCUCGUCUGAGCCAUUCUCAGUUCUGUUACACUUUUGUACAUCAUUUCAAAAAGAUGUAAUGUCAUGUCCACAAUAAAGACACACAAAAUGGCA
Molecule: messenger RNA, 7995 nt
Organism: Seriola aureovittata
Lineage: Eukaryota; Metazoa; Chordata; Actinopteri; Carangiformes; Carangidae
Product: zinc finger protein 516-like
Exons: 5
Coding region: 876-4256 (1126 amino acids)
Biological process (GO): regulation of DNA-templated transcription
Cellular component (GO): nucleus
Molecular function (GO): DNA-binding transcription factor activity, RNA polymerase II-specific; RNA polymerase II cis-regulatory region sequence-specific DNA binding
Source: RefSeq, a predicted model, not a curated record